Rhizoctonia solani is the source of this 1386-nucleotide messenger RNA. RefSeq lists its product as uncharacterized. Bases 1 to 1386 code for a protein of 461 amino acids. NCBI's taxonomy places the organism in Eukaryota, Fungi, Basidiomycota, Agaricomycetes, Cantharellales, Ceratobasidiaceae. Gene Ontology annotation, biological process: karyogamy involved in conjugation with cellular fusion; nuclear membrane fusion involved in karyogamy. The record is from RefSeq and is a predicted model, not a curated record. Gene Ontology annotation, cellular component: endoplasmic reticulum membrane. The transcript has 14 exons.
AUGGCUUUUGAGAACCCGCCGACUGCUGGGACAAUUAUAGGUGCCCUUAAGUUUCACAGUGAACGCUCGGAUUGCUUUAGAGAUGCGUCCCUUGUAUUACAGUCGAGCUGUGAAUCUUUUCAGUUCAAUGCCUCGGAACGCGUGAGAGUUGCGGUGGAGAUGACAUUGUGCGAACUAGCGACCGCCGAGCAAGUGUCUCUCCCAUUAGAAUGCAAGAAGAUGCAUGCCAAACCGUCUCAAAAAACUGUUUCCCAAUGUGUUGAGUUGAGUCUUCCUCUUUUAGCCUUAGCACGUAGCGCGCAGCACUGGUCGAGCUAUUCGGGCUACUUGAGAGAAAUACCACAACUAUGUACUGCAUAUCGCCGACUUCAUGAGAUUGAUCAUGCAAAAGCAAUCUAUGCAAACCUCACCAACGAGAAAAUAUCGUUUCUUUCUUCACUCAAUGGCCAUUAUUAUGCGCUCUCGCUGCGCCAAAGGGAGCUCUCCGAGCUAAACAAGGACUUGGGGUCGCUCGUAAAUAGUUUAGAGCACUAUUCUUCUGAUCUGGAGCGUUGGAUACAAACACUUCCGCAGAGAGUGGGGGAGGUAACCGUCCAGAUUCAGGCUGGUGUUGUUAUGCUUUCGGACAAGAUCCUCGCCGAAGCCAGAGCCUCAAACCAACGUGCUUUCGCCGAUCUCGAAGGCCGCCUUGGGGCUAUACUUUCAGAGGUACAAGCGGACCUUUCUUUAGUUACGAAAAAUACACAAGCUAGUAUAGAUACCACAGCUCGCUCGCUGGAUGCAGUGGCAUUGUCAUGGAGCUCUCGAUUAAUGGCGUUCGGUCACCGCCUGGAUAUAAUGUGGGAGGAAACGUUUGAUCGAAAGUUAGCUUUGGAGCAAGCUAUCGAUAAUAUGAGAGAGCGUGUAUCCCAGUCGGAAGCUCAGUUGGAACUCCAAUUAGUGACCACGGAGAAGCUCCAGACACUCUCCUCAGAUGUCUCGUCGUCUAUUGAACACGCAAAUUCUCAACUCCGGUCUGCGUCGGAUGAAUUAUCGCAGGAACUGGGUGCCCUUAUUUCUGUUACCCAAGAACUCCAAAAAAACGUAACGCGAAUACCCGAUUUGAUGCCCAAGUUCGGCUCCAUAUGGCUACCAGGGAUCUUUAGCCCUUUAUCUUCCGUUUGGAAUGGUCUCCGGUUACCAACGUGGCAAGCUCAAUUAGUAAUGCAUUUCGUUGGAGUUGGUGCAUCCGGUAUCCAGAGUUCGAUAUCCACCCUCUUCACCCUUGUAUGCGCCUUUCUUUUUGUUCUGGCUCACGCUUGCCGUUAUGCUUCAUCUGUGACGGGGUGGGUACUUCUUCGGAUCUCCAAAAGGGAAAAAAAGCCGAUCCCUUCGCGGGAAAAGUAA